AUGCAGUUGACGGUCGCUCAACAUUCCAUAUCACAGGUGUUGCUUCGAAUCAUCAACAGCAUGAAUGUCGAUGUUCCAACAGUUCACUGCGGCAACAACGAAAUCGAAGUUGUUUUUCGGACCGUCAAGCAGUUCUCAGGAAAAAUUUACGUCAAGGGCGAAUAUGGCAACAAAACAUGUAGCAAAUCGUACGAAACGGUCACACUGAAAGAGCCUAGUCAUAGUUGGCCAGCUAGUCAGAAAAGUCUUCUAGAUUCUUCUCUGUCGGCAAGACCCGACUCAUGUCCCCCAUGUCCGCCUUGCCAGACGGAUUCGCCGUUGCAACAAACCAUCCAACAAGAAAACGGAUACUUUGCGAAUAUUAUUGUGAAAACAGGAACGUGUAAUAUGAAAAGAGAACGAAGCGUGAGGAAAUUUCAAGCUAAACUUUACAACAAAACUGAAUAUGCAUGUUUUCAGCUGAACCCCGCAGGAGUUGUAAUAUCGUUCACCGCGGUGGUAAGUUUUCAUCGCUAUUUUAUUACCAAGGUCGAUCGAGCAUACAGAAUACGAUGUUUCUAUGUGGAAACGGACAAAACAGUUACCUCUAUGUUGUCCGUAAAUUCAUCGGUCCCUACCAAGAUUCAAGAGAACGUAGCCGCUCCAAAGUGUUUCUACUCAAUUCGCAGAAAUUUUCCUCAAGGACCGCUCGCAAAGUUCGUUAGAGUUGGUGAGCAGGUGUACCAGCAUUGGAAGUGCGAGGCAAGUGCUUCAGAUAUAUUUGGCAUACUGGUUCACAGCUGCUUAGUCAACGAUGGACAUGAACAGCAGGUGGUAGUCAUUGACGAUAAAGGAUGUUCCCUAGACCGUUUCCUUGUUGGAGAAAUUUCCUAUACAGAUGAACUUGAAGCUUUCGUGGAAACUACUAUAUUCAAAUUUGCCGAUCGCUCAGCCCUGGAAUUUCAAUGCUCGAUAAGCGUGUGUCUUAGAAUGAAUAACGGUUGCGACGGAAUCACGCCACCACAAUGCGAGAAACGUAGCAAAACCAGGAGGUCACCAAAACAAAGCAAUACCAUAACAGCUUCAGCGAAUGACUGGUUGAUCAGUGCUCAGACCAUACAGGUCGUCGAUCUGGAUGACAAGUUCUCUUUAGACUUUUUGUCAUCCAACGAUCAGCCGGAGAAAACAGAAUCUCGGCUGAACAAGUUAAAGUUCGAAAAAGGCAAAGGUUCGAAAGGAUACUGCUUUACUGUGAUCGGAUUUGGAAUCGUUGUUUCUUUUUCUACGUUUAUUUGUACGAUCAUUGUAAUUUUAGCAGCGAUAAUUUAUGCUACUAGAAAAGAUAUGAUUAUUUUUGACAUGAAUUAA
Messenger RNA from Soboliphyme baturini, 1347 nucleotides. The record is from the annotation of a GenBank genome assembly. Lineage: Eukaryota; Metazoa; Nematoda; Enoplea; Dioctophymatida; Soboliphymatidae.